Molecule: messenger RNA, 507 nt
Organism: Danaus chrysippus (African queen)
Lineage: Eukaryota; Metazoa; Arthropoda; Insecta; Lepidoptera; Nymphalidae
Source: the annotation of a GenBank genome assembly
AUGCAGCUGACAGGACUCGAUACGUUCUCUUUAGAGAAGAUUACUGUAUCGCAAAGUAAAGAUAGUAUGACAUUGACGGCUCAAAUCAGAGUACCCAUACUGACACUACAUUCAGAUAAGUAUUCGCUUAAGGGAAGCGCAUAUUAUUUCUAUCCAAUAAAAGGAUCAGGAGGAAUGACAAUUCAACUGAAGGAUGUUGUAGCUCUGUCGACAGUGCGAUUUGUCCGUGUUGAUGAUUUUAGUUCCAAGAUCGAUCAACUUUCAUUGGAGUAUAACGUUAAAAAAGUUAAGGCUAAUUUAGAGAAAAGCACUUUCUUAAUCAACCAAGUGCUGAAUGCUGAAGGGGCAGCGAUCUUGAAUGGCUUUCACGAUGACAUUGUCAACGGAACUUGGAAUUAUGCUGUUCCUCAAGCUAACGAAUAUCUGUCUAAAGUUAGCCUCAGUGAUUUUAUUAAAACAAUAUUAAAUGUCAGCCAAAGUGCAUCUGUCAUUAAGGAUAGGAAAUAA